AUGUCAUCGUCAGAGCGCAAGCCAUUGAUCGCGGGCGGUGCGGGAGCGUCCAUCAACUCGGACCGGGACGGACCCGUCUAUUCUUCUCAGAGCUUGCAUCAACAGCAGCAACCAAAACAGCGACACCCGCACCAUCUGGGCUCGCCGUCGGCGUCUGCUUACUUGUCCACCAAGUCGCUCGUGCGGAUUAGCCUGCCGGAGCCCGACAAGGCGAUCGAUGACCAUACCCGUCGUUGGUUUGGUCGCGACGGAUUGGGCUCGUUUGGCGCCAUUCAGGUGGCCAUGAUUGCCCUGUAUGCAGCCUUCACGGACUACGACAAGACCAGCGACCUGCCCGUCUACGGCUUUGAGAAGGACGUGUCCAUUAUGAUCUUUGUUGGCUUUGGCUUCCUCAUGACCUUCCUGAAAAAGUUUGGCUACGGCGCCGUCGGCUUCACCUUCCUUGUUUCCGCAUUCUGCAUCGAGUGGGCCAUUCUUGUGACGCGCUUCUUCUCCCAGGCGUCCAACAACUCGUUCGGAACCAUCCUCCUGAACGAGUCGGAUCUCACCAACGGCCAGUUUGGCGCCGCCGCUGUCAUGAUCUCGUUCGGUGCCUUGCUCGGCAAGGUGAGCUCGGAUCAAAUGUUCUGGCUGGCCUUUUUGGAAAUCAUCUUUUACGGCCUGAACAUUUUCGUUGGCUCGCUCAAGCUGAAGGCCCUCGACGUCGGCGGCACCAUCUUCAUCCACACCUUUGGCGCGUACUUUGGCCUUGCCGCCUCGUGGGUUCUCUCGCCCGACCCAAAGAAGCGCUCGUAUGUCGACAACUCCAACUCGUACCACUCGGAUAUCUUCUCCUUCAUUGGCACGACCUUUUUGUGGAUUCUGUGGCCGUCCUUCAACGCGGCGCUGGCCGCUCCAGGGCAACAGCAAAUCAUCACCAUCAACACUGUCCUGUCGCUUGUCGGCUCCUGCGUGUGCUCGUUCUAUGCAUCGCGUCUCCUCCGUGGCGAGGGUCGCUUUGAAGUCGUCGACAUCCAGAACGCCACCCUUGCCGGUGGCGUUGCUAUCGGCGCCGUCUCCAACCUGUGCGUCAGCCCCGCAGGCGCCCUCGCUGUCGGCUCGGUUGCUGGCGUGGUCAGCUGCGCUGGCUACAUUUGGACGCAGCCCUGGCUCCAAAAGAAGAUUUCCCUGUACGACACCUGCGGUGUCCACAACCUGCACGGCAUGCCCGGUCUCAUUGGCUGCGCCGCCUCCGUCAUUGCCACCGCUGCCCAGGCCAAUUUCGCCGGCCCUGCAGGCCAAGCCUACCCCCAGUCGACGCAGUAUGCCUACCAGCUUGCAGCCAUCGGCAUCACUCUUGCGAUUGCCAUCUCCUCUGGCAUUUUCUCGGCCCACGUCAUCCAGCGUCUCAUUCCGUCCGAGCGUGUUCUCUUCACCGAUGAGUUGUACUGGACCGUACCCACCUCCGAAGUCACCUUCUCCAAGGGAGACAUCAACCCCAACGUCCGCCGCGCCGUUUCGUCCCGUCAAAAGCGCGCUCUCACCAUUGCCCGCUGGAACCUUGUUCGUGCGUCGAUUGGCAACAAGGGCAACAUGCUCGGCAUUGUCAAGCAUGCCGCCGCUGCCAAGCGUCUUUCCUCGUUGCGACAGAACAGCAACGAGUAG
This is a messenger RNA of Capsaspora owczarzaki ATCC 30864, 1644 nucleotides long. Its product is annotated as Rh-associated glycoprotein. Gene Ontology annotation, cellular component: plasma membrane. Gene Ontology annotation, biological process: ammonium transmembrane transport; ammonium homeostasis. The transcript has a single exon. The coding region runs from base 1 to 1644 and encodes 547 amino acids. The record is from RefSeq and is a predicted model, not a curated record. Lineage: Eukaryota; Filasterea; Ministeriida; Capsasporidae. Gene Ontology annotation, molecular function: ammonium channel activity.